AAAUUGAAGGUUGGGGUUCGAGUGAGGGCGGCGAGCGAGGGCAACUCAAAAGGGAAAGACAAUGGCAGUGUGGAAGAGCCUUCAAUUCCCCCACCGUGGGGCCGAGAAGAAGCCCAGAAAGAGAGCUCAGCGGGCGUGGAGAUUGGAUCUAUUUUUGAGUACGUGAAUGAGAAGCCGGUGUUUGGAGUGUUGAGUUCGGACAGUGUAUUGUAUGCGCCUGUGCUGGGAUUCUUUGUAUUCACUGGCAUCCCCACUUCGCUAAUAAAGAGGCGGAGGAACAAGAUCGGAGGGAUGGAUUUAUGUGAAAUUACUUACUUGUGUUUUCCAUUAUAAUUGUACUCCCCAUUUCUGCCUGGAUUCCAUUUUAUACCACAAUAUAUCAUUUUUACAAUAUGUUUGCGAAUUCGUAGAGAUUGAUGGUUUUAUUUUAUGUUUCAAAUUUGCAGCAACAAAAAAAGAGAACCCCUUACACAUUAACAAGACUUUCAGUAACAAUGUGCGAAGGAAAAGAUUACUCACUUGGCUUUUGCAGAUGAUCUUAUGCUUUUUAUUAGGGGUGACUACAUGUCCAUGGAGAUCUUGGAGAAUGCUAUGGAGGAAUUCUCGGGCUGUUCGGGCUUGGAGAUCAACAAGGACAAGUCUAACCUUUUUUUCAGGAGGCAAGCUGCCAUCACGGGACUUGGAGGAGAUCAAGAGUAUUUUCGGCUUCCCGUUGGGUUCUUUGCCGGUGAAGUACUUGGGAGUGCCUCUUGCGUCGAGCAAGCUCAACAUCAUGCACUACACGCCGCUGAUUGACAAGAUUGCAUCCCUCACCAAAAAGUGGACAGGUAAGAAUCUUUCAUAUGCCGGUAAAACUGAACUUGUGCGCUCUGUUUUGCAGGGAGUUGAGUGCUACUGGCUACAAGUGUUUCCCCUGCCGGCAAAUGUGAGGGAUCGGGUCAUUUCCAUCUGCCGAGAGUUCCUGUGGGGUACGAAAUAUCCCCCCGUGGCUUGGAAGGAUCUCUGCCUACCGAAGGAUGAAGGGGGACUCGGCUUUUGGGACCUUGGGGCGUGGAACAAGGCUCUACUUGCGAGGAACUUGUGGAACAUUCACGCGAAGAAGGAUUCACUGUGGAUCAAAUGGAUCCAUAGUGAGUUUCUCAAGGAUCGGACGUUGUGGGAAUGGACGGCGAGAUCGAGGGACUCACCACUCUUCAAGAGGCUGCUUGAAAUCCGAGACGAGUUACUGACCGACCGGCCGAGAAGAGAAGUGGAGAGGAUGCUGGGACAGUGGUACGGGAGCAAGGGAGCGGUCGAGGCGUACGAGUGGUUUAGACCAAAAGGUGAACGACGACUGUGGCACCGAUUCGUUUGGAAGGACUUUGUCCCGCCAAAGUACUCCUUCACUACUUGGCAAGCCCUUAGAGGACGACUCCCAACGAGGGACAGACUGGGCUACAAGAACAUCGACCAAUGCUGCCCGUUGUGCAUGGCGCAUAUGGAGUCCGCGGACCACCUUUUCUUCAAAUGCCACAAGACUUGGGCAGUUUGGAAGGAGAUCAAAUCCUGGCAGGGACUGAGGAGGAACAUCACUACUAUCCCGAGCGCCAUCAAGUGGAUGCUCAAGGAAAGAAGUGGAGCAGCUGUUAUGCGCAAGGCUAGAAGACUAGCCCUCAUUGCAAUGGUCAGCCUGAUUUGGCGAGGCAGGAAUGCCUUGAUAUUCGACGGAUCAGCUUUUGAACCCAAGCACCUGGUGUUUGAAGUGAAGAAGGUAACAUAUGCAGUCUUAUACUCCCUGUAUCCGCAUGAUCAGGUAACCGAGCACUUGGGAGUUUAGCGUUGCUCUCGGCCAUGGGGGUACUCUUUUUCCUCCUAGAGAUUUUUUCCCACUGGGUUUUAUCUUUAGGAGGUUUUAACGAGGCCCUACCCUACAUCCUUUGGGGUAACGUGGACGGUAGCAACGAGUACAAGCACACAUUGAUUGAGGGAAUUACCGGAGCAUGUCGUGAGGAUCCCAUCGUGAAGACUUCUACCGAUGUGAAGUCUCUUUGUUUGAUCUUACCCAUGUAUUUUCAUUGUACGUUUUAUGGAUUGUAUUACCGACUCUAAGGG
Molecule: messenger RNA, 2091 nt
Organism: Salvia splendens (bonfire salvia)
Lineage: Eukaryota; Viridiplantae; Streptophyta; Magnoliopsida; Lamiales; Lamiaceae
Exons: 3
Coding region: 533-1816 (427 amino acids)
Source: RefSeq, a predicted model, not a curated record